Macroventuria anomochaeta is the source of this 585-nucleotide messenger RNA. Its product is annotated as carbonic anhydrase. Gene Ontology annotation, biological process: cellular response to oxidative stress; cellular response to carbon dioxide. The transcript has 2 exons. The record is from RefSeq and is a predicted model, not a curated record. Gene Ontology annotation, molecular function: zinc ion binding; carbonate dehydratase activity. Gene Ontology annotation, cellular component: cytoplasm. The annotation marks the transcript as partial. NCBI's taxonomy places the organism in Eukaryota, Fungi, Ascomycota, Dothideomycetes, Pleosporales, Didymellaceae.
GUACUAGCAGAUCCCCUGGAGCGCCUCGCGACAGGCAAUGCGUACUACGCCAAUAAGACGACCUCCAAGAAUCCAGGCGCAUUUACCGUCUUGUCGCAAGGCGAAACGCCUCAGAUCCUCUGGCUAAGCUGUGCGGACAGUCGCAUCCCCGAAACGACCGUAUGCCACUGCAAGCCCGGCGGCAUCUUCGUUUAUCGAGAUAUCGCGAACACGAUACACGUUGACGACAUCAACCCUGCGAGCGUCGUCGAAUACGCGGUCACACAUCGCAAGGUCAACAAGGUGGUAGUUUGUGGGCAUACAACGUGCGGGGGCACGACGGAAAGCUUGACGGACGUCGACUUGGGUGAGACGCUGAACAAGUGGCUGCAUCUAUUACGAGAGCUGCGCCGGAAACACCGGGCCGAACCUGACGCGCUUGAUGACGGUGUACGCGCCGCACGCGUCGCUGAACUCAACGUUCACCAAUCCAUCGAUGUGCUCCGAAAAUACCCUGCGAUCAGGAUAGCGAUCAUGGAGCAAGGCCUGACGAUCCACGGGCUCAUCUACGACCUUGCGACUGGGCAGCUAAAGGUGCUUGAGUAG